Molecule: messenger RNA, 1206 nt
Organism: Oncorhynchus kisutch (coho salmon)
Lineage: Eukaryota; Metazoa; Chordata; Actinopteri; Salmoniformes; Salmonidae
Product: zinc finger protein 135-like
Exons: 2
Coding region: 1-1206 (401 amino acids)
Biological process (GO): regulation of transcription by RNA polymerase II
Cellular component (GO): nucleus
Molecular function (GO): DNA-binding transcription activator activity, RNA polymerase II-specific; RNA polymerase II cis-regulatory region sequence-specific DNA binding
Source: RefSeq, a predicted model, not a curated record
AUGCUGAGGAGGCCGAGAAGAAGACCCACAGGGAAGAAAUCUCACUGCUGCUCUGACUCUGGGAAGAGAUUCACAUCAUCAGGCAUUAAAAUUCAUCAGAGAACACACACAGGAGAGAAACCUUAUAGCUGUGAUCAAUGUGGGAAGAGAUUUUGUACAACUGGCCACCUGACUCAACACCAGAGAACACACACAGGAGAGAAACCUUAUAGCUGUGAUCAAUGUGGGAGGAGAUUUGCUACAUAUGGCAACCUGACUCGACACCAGAAAACACACACAGGAGAGAAACCUUAUAUCUGUGGUCAAUGUGGGAGGAGAUUUAGUCGAUCUGGAGAUCUGACAGUGCACAAGAGAACACACACAGGAGAGAAACCUUAUAGCUGUGGUCAAUGUGGGAAGAGAUUUGCUUCAUCUGGCUCUCUGACUCUACACCAGAGAACACACACAGGAGAGAAACCUUAUAGCUGUGAUCAAUGUGGGAGGAAUUUUACUACAUCUAGCAUUCUGACAGUACACCAGAGAACACACACAGGAGAAACACCUUAUAGCUGUGAUCAAUGUGGGAGGAGUUUUACUACAUCUAGCGGUCUGACAUUACACCAGAGAACACACACAGGAGAGAAACCUUAUAUCUGUGAUCAAUGUGGGAGGAGUUUUACUACAUCUAGCGGUCUGACAUUACACCAGAGAAAACACACAGGAGAGAAACCUUAUAUCUGUGAUCAAUGUGGGAGGAAUUUUGUUAAAUCUAGCCAUCUGACUCAACACCAGAGAACACACACAGGAGAGAAACCUUAUAUCUGUGAUCAAUGUGGGAGGAGUUUUGUUCAAGCUAGCCAUCUGACUCAACACCAGAGAACACACACAGGAGAGAAGCCUUAUAGCUGUGAUCAAUGUGAGAAGAGUUUUCCUACAUCUAGCCAGCUGACUUCACACCAGAGAACACACACAGGAGAGAAGCCUUAUAGCUGUGAUCAAUGUGAGAAGAGUUUUCCUACAUCUAGCCAGCUGACUUCACACCAGAGAACACACACAGGAGAGAAGCCUUAUAGCUGUGAUCAAUGUGGGAGGAGUUUUACUACAUCUAGCCAGCUAACUUCACACCAGAGAACACACACAGGAGAGAAACCUUUUAGCUGUGAUCAAUGUGACAAGAGAUAUUCUGAUAAAAGAUCUCUGAUCAAACAUCAGAAAAUACAUACAUGA